This is a messenger RNA of Ipomoea triloba (trilobed morning glory), 1122 nucleotides long. RefSeq lists its product as uncharacterized. The record is from RefSeq and is a predicted model, not a curated record. Bases 189 to 896 code for a protein of 235 amino acids. The transcript is spliced from 2 exons. Lineage: Eukaryota; Viridiplantae; Streptophyta; Magnoliopsida; Solanales; Convolvulaceae.
CAUCUUCAUCCAAAAAAACAAGAAAUUAUUAUAGCCACCCUUUCUUCGAUUUUGAAGAAAGGAGACUUGCAGAAUUGAAGGCUUGAGAAAAGCAACGAAGAAAAAAAGGAGAAAAGAGAAGAAAGCCGGAUUUCCUUAAUCCCUUUCUUCCCUUGAAUCCUUCAUCCUCCUUAUUAUUAUUAUAAUUCAUGGGAAGAAUUUUUCCUUCGGAUUAUUAUCACCACCACCAUUACACCGCCUUUCCUCUCUUGUCGGUGUCGCUCUUCGUCUUGUCCAUCGCCACCACCCUAUCCAUCGUCACGGCGCUAUGCGGUUUCUUGAGUCGUAAGGAAGAAGAGCUCGUCGUCCUAGAGUUAGAGGUAGAUACUAAUAAUGGGUUAGAGUCUCCCCCUUCAAACACCAGCGAGGACGGGGCGGCGGCGGAGGGCAGCGAGGGGCAGAGCGACGACGGGGUGAUGAGCCAGCCGCUGCCGCCGCCGCCGGCGAUGCGGUCGGCGUCGUACCAUUACCGGUCGAGCUCGCAGGCAUCGUCGCUGCUGGCGUCACCGGCGGCGCACAAGAAGCUGGUGGCGAGCAUGAGCAUGAAGGUGGGGGGGCAGGGGACGCGCCACACGUCGAAGAAGGACGACAUCUUCGCCGGCGGCGUGGCCAUGGGCGACAAGAAGCGCGACAAGAAGCUAAAACACGAGGAUUCCGUGUGGAAGAAGACCAUCAUUUUAGGGGAGAAAUGUAGGGUCCACCACGACAGUGAAGAAGAGAUUGUUUUAGACGAGGACGGGAAUCGGAUCACGCCGUACCGCCCCAAAACGUCCGCCGCUCCGCCGUCGAUGUCACGGCAGAGCUCCGCCGUUGACGUAAACGUACCAAAAAUGGAUGAAGGAGAUAAGGGAAUAUAAUAUAUAUAUAUAUAUAUAUAUAUAUAUAUAGGUAUGUAUAUUAUAUUAGGAAGGGAAUUAUAUUAUCCAAGAAAAUUCUCCCAUAAAAAAACCCCAAAAAAUGAGAUUCUGUUAAAUUUUUGAUGUUUUUGUGUAAAAUGGAGUUGAGGGAUGCUAAUUCUUUAAUGUUCUAUGUUGUACAUUAGAAUUGAUCGAAUGAAUCUUUUCAUUUAAUUAGUACUAUGUA